CAGACGCUCAUAGCUGCAAUGCAAAUACAMAAGCUCUAACUGACUUUCCUUGGUCAAGUGCWACAGGACUAGAUUCAAGCAGAUCUCUAAUUUGAGCUUAGAGCGACCAUGUUUUUUUUGCUCAGAUUAUCAGCCCUUGUCAUGUUUCUCCUGAAUGUCGCAGGAAAAUGUUUUUGCCAUUCGGCUUACCCUUCAGGAUACGAAAGRRAAAAGGGUCUACUCUUUGACUUUUAUCCURCUCAAAAGCUUACCCUUCCAAAGGGAGCAAUGAASAAGACCAAUUAUGUUAAAGAUAACAUGGAAUGUGUGUUCGCUUGCAUGGGUGUUCAUUGGUGCCGUUCAAUCAAUUUCAAAAUCGCUGCUCAAACUAGCGGUCUCCACGCCUGUCAGCUGAUUUCAUCUGAACAGUUUGCUGGGAAACAGUACAUGMGUCAAAAUAAGACGUUCAACCAUUAUAGUGUGAAGAAUCCAUGCCAAGAAGCWCCCUGUCGUAAUGGCGGAAAGUGUAUCUUUCAAGAAAACAGGCAACAUUAUAACUGCGAGUGCAAUGAGCCAUUUGAGGGCGAGCUCUGCGAGGAAGGUAUUCGUCUGGUUGGAUCAUCUAACAAGUACGAGGGCCGUAUUGAAGUCUUUUACAAUGGCAMGUGGGGUACUGUYUGCGACGAYYACUGGCCAASCAAUUCCGCUAUUGUUGCUUGUMGRCAGCUCGGAUUCAAUGGUGUCCAGUCCUACUUGACCAGUGUAUUUGGCCAGGGAACUGAUCCCAUAUGGCUUGAUAAUGUCAUCUGUAACGGUAAUGAAGCGAGGAUACAGGAAUGUAGACACAGACCAUGGGGAAAGCAUGAUUGUAAUCACAAGGAAGAUGUAGGAAUCAAAUGCUCUGCACCAUGAAUUCAAAGUGAACAACCGCUGCUUUAUUUGAUAGCAGAUUCUCAUGCGUAAAGAUCGCUUACCAAACACAAAAGA
This is a messenger RNA of Exaiptasia diaphana, 966 nucleotides long. RefSeq names its product neurotrypsin-like. The record is from RefSeq and is a predicted model, not a curated record. Gene Ontology annotation, cellular component: membrane. The coding region runs from base 109 to 891 and encodes 260 amino acids. Lineage: Eukaryota; Metazoa; Cnidaria; Anthozoa; Actiniaria; Aiptasiidae. The transcript is spliced from 3 exons.